GUAAAGCACACGUGCUGAGUUCAGAAUCGGGAGUCUGGAGCCGGAAAAUAAGAACCACGCGCCUAGAACAAGUUAAAAGGCGGCAGAACCGUUUCGGAUCUGCAUAGGCAUUUCUGGGUUUUUGUUAGAGUUCAACAGUUAGAGCUCCGCAGAUGACUCUGCUUGCGAGCGUCAGGCGCCACAGCCUGCGCGUACAGCAGCAGUUGCACCGCUGGAGCAUCUGCGCGACGGAUGGAAGUCACCUCCUGACCGACAGUCUCGCGACGCCCGUCCUGUGCGUGCCUCGGUCGCGGUCCUGCUUACGGACCGCGAGGAGCUGGCGCUCCGACUCUUCGGAUUCCGCCUUUUCGGCUGAGGCGCCGAGUCCCAGCGCGAGCGGUCCGUUCACCGUGGUCCUGCUCGGAGACGUCGGAGUUGGCAAAACUGCGCUCGCGAGUAUUUUCGCUGGGGCGGCAGACAGUAUGGAGAGCGACUCCGACCUGUACGGAUGUGAGAUGUUUGAGCAAAGCAUGCUGGUGGACGGCGAGAGCGCGAGAGUUACAUUACUGGAUAUGUGGGAUUCGCAGGACGGAGCCAGUUGGAGGCAGGGACGCGCUUUGCAAGAUGGUGACGCGUAUAUCGUCGUUUACUCGAUAACGGACAGGACGAGUUUCCUCCGCGCAUCUGAACUUCGCAUCCAGCUGCGUCGUGAACGCCAAGCUCAUCGCACACCUAUCAUCCUCGUGGGCAACAAGUGCGAUUUAGUGCGCCGGAGAGAAGUGUCAGUGAACGAAGGUCGAGCGUGCGCUAUGGUUUUCGAUUGCAAGUUCAUCGAAACGUCAGCGGCCAUGCAGCACAACGUGUGGCCGCUCUUCGAGGGCGUCGUUCGCCAGCUGCGUCUGCGCAGAGACAGUGCCGAAGCCAUCACCCGAUGGCGCUCGACGUGCAAGAGCAGAGAGAGCAUCCCGAAGAAGGCCAAGCGCUUCAUUGAUAAAUUAGUGGCCAAGAAGAACAAGAACGCAGCGCUGAAACUAAAGUCCAAAUCCUGCCAUGACCUCUCGGUGUUGUGACACUUCUUUCGCUCUGCGGUGUGCAUGCAGACCUACUUACUCUGCGGGCGUGUCAGGGAAAGGAAACGUACAGCAGUAAUAGGCGUGGGACGGUUUUUGGGGAGCGUGUUUUCCACAAGGUGCAUUGGGGGAAGGAGACUGCGAUGACCAAUCAGUCCGUGGUAGCACUGGAGUUUCAGUGGUUUCAGGCUUUUAGCACCAUCUGCGAUGGACCGAAAUCCAAAUAGCUACCCACAUACCUGCUGCUCAGUCUCCACCAGGAGGGUCUCUACCACUCAGAAUAAGCCCUUCCAUUCACUAAUGACAUGGAGCAUGGUCAAUUUUAAAAAUCCAAAUUAUACUCCACAAAUAAUAUAUAAUUUGUGUCUUCUGAUAGUAUUGUUGUACCUUAGUGUGUGAAUAUGCUUUCCAUGUUGAUGCUUUUAAG
Messenger RNA from Electrophorus electricus (electric eel), 1476 nucleotides. It is a transcript of the gene gem, whose product is annotated as GTP binding protein overexpressed in skeletal muscle. Lineage: Eukaryota; Metazoa; Chordata; Actinopteri; Gymnotiformes; Gymnotidae. The record is from RefSeq and is a predicted model, not a curated record. Gene Ontology annotation, biological process: negative regulation of high voltage-gated calcium channel activity. Gene Ontology annotation, molecular function: calcium channel regulator activity; GTPase activity; GTP binding. Gene Ontology annotation, cellular component: plasma membrane.